UUUUUCGGGUAGAAUACCUUCAGAAGUAUUUAGACUCACUGCAUUGAAAUCCUUGAACUUGUACAAAAUCAAUUAAUGGGAACCAUACCAAAAGAAAUUGGCAACAUGAAACAGUUAGAGUCCCUUGAUCUGUCAAACAACACACUUUCAGGAGAAAUUCCUCAAACCAUGUUGUCUCUUUCUUUUCUUGAGGUAUUAAAUCUCUCGUUCAACAAUUUGAAGGGUCAAAUCCCAUUAGGAACCCAACUCCAAAGCUUUACACCACUUAGUUAUAUGGGUAAUCCUGAACUUUGUGGAACUCCACUCAUUGAGAAAUGCAAACACAAUGAAGCCCUUGGUGAGGACACAAAUGACGAGGAAGGAUCCGAGUUAAUGGAAUGUUUCUAUAUGGGCAUGGGAGUUGGAUUUGCAACAGGCUUCUGGAUAGUUUUUGGUUCUCUUUUAUUCAAGAGGUCAUGGAGGCAUGCUUACUUCAAUUUUCUUUAUGAUGUCAAAGACUGGUUUAUAUCAAGAUGGACCUGA
Molecule: messenger RNA, 522 nt
Organism: Medicago truncatula (barrel medic)
Lineage: Eukaryota; Viridiplantae; Streptophyta; Magnoliopsida; Fabales; Fabaceae
Product: receptor-like protein EIX2
Exons: 1
Coding region: 76-522 (148 amino acids)
Molecular function (GO): protein binding
Source: RefSeq, a predicted model, not a curated record